Molecule: messenger RNA, 6860 nt
Organism: Nyctereutes procyonoides (raccoon dog)
Lineage: Eukaryota; Metazoa; Chordata; Mammalia; Carnivora; Canidae
Gene: TRAF3
Product: TNF receptor associated factor 3
Exons: 12
Coding region: 395-2101 (568 amino acids)
Biological process (GO): tumor necrosis factor-mediated signaling pathway; Toll signaling pathway; regulation of cytokine production
Cellular component (GO): plasma membrane signaling receptor complex
Molecular function (GO): zinc ion binding; tumor necrosis factor receptor binding
Source: RefSeq, a predicted model, not a curated record
GGGGAUUUCCAGCGCGCGAGAGGAAGUGCUGCGAGAGGGUGCGUGAGGGCGCGAGGGAGCGCGGCGCGGCGCGGCCGCCGCGUGCGCGAGCCGGGGUUGCAGCCCAGCAGGGACUUUCCAGCCGGCGGCGGCGGCGGCCGCCGGCCCUUCCCCGCCCCCCGACAUGGGGCUGCCCGGGGAGCAGGACGCUGCGGACCGCGGCGGAGGACGCGCCCGGAGCCCCUGAGCCGGCCGAGCGGGGCGGACCGCGGGGUAAGAGACUCCACUACAUUCUUUGAAGAAGGAUAAGACUGACACUGCUUCGCUUCUUUCUUUACCGAAGUCUCUUCCUCCCAGACCGAGCUUUGGGUAUCUUCCUUACAGCAUAUGACACACGGAAUUUCUCUUUCCUAAAAUGGAGUCAAGUAAAAAGAUGGACUCCCCCGGCACACUGCAGACUAACCCACCGCUAAAGCUGCACCCUGAUCGCAGCGCCGGGACGUCCAUUUUCGUCCCCGAACAAGGAGGUUACAAAGAAAGGUUUGUGAAGACCGUGGAGGACAAGUACAAGUGUGAGAAGUGCCGCCUGGUGCUGUGUAACCCGAAGCAGACUGAGUGUGGACACCGGUUCUGUGAGACCUGUAUGGCUGCUGUGCUGAGCUCCUCAAGCCCAAAAUGCACUGCGUGUCAAGAAAGCAUCAUUAAAGAUAAGGUGUUUAAGGAUAAUUGCUGCAAGAGAGAAAUUCUAGCUCUUCAGAUCUAUUGCAGGAAUGAAGGUGGAGGCUGCACAGAGCAGUUGACACUGGGACACCUACUGGUGCAUUUAAAGAAUGAUUGCCAGUUUGAAGAGCUUUCGUGUGUCCGUGCUGACUGCAAAGAAAAAGUGUUGCGAAGAGACCUGCGUGACCACGUAGAAAAGGCUUGCAAGUACCGAGAGGCCACAUGCCCCCACUGUAAAAGUCAGGUCCCGAUGAUCACACUGCAGAAACAUGAAGACACUGAGUGUCCCUGUGUGGUGGUGUCCUGCCCCCAUAAGUGCAGUGUCCAGACCCUUCUAAGGAGUGAGUUGAGUGCACACUUGUCAGAGUGUGUCAAUGCCCCCAGCACCUGUAGUUUUAAGCGCUAUGGCUGCGUUUUUCAGGGGACAAACCAGCAGAUAAAGGCCCAUGAGGCCAGCUCCGCAGUGCAGCACGUCAACUUACUGAAAGAGUGGAGUAACUCCCUGGAGAAAAAGGUUUCCUUGCUACAGAAUGAAAGCGUAGAAAAAAACAAGAGCAUACAAAGUUUGCACAAUCAGAUAUGUAGCUUUGAAAUUGAAAUUGAGAGACAAAAGGAAAUGCUUCGAAAUAAUGAAUCCAAAAUACUUCAUUUGCAGCGAGUAAUAGACAGCCAGGCGGAGAAACUGAAAGAGCUGGACAAAGAGAUCCGCCCCUUCCGGCAGAACUGGGAAGAAGCAGACAGCAUGAAGAGCAGCGUGGAGUCCCUCCAGAACCGAGUGACCGAGCUGGAGAGCGUGGACAAGAGUGCAGGGCAGGCGGCUCGGAACACAGGCUUGCUGGAGUCCCAGCUGAGCCGGCACGACCAGAUGCUGAGCGUCCAUGACAUCCGCCUGGCCGACAUGGACCUGCGCUUCCAGGUCCUGGAGACCGCCAGCUACAACGGCGUGCUGAUUUGGAAGAUCCGAGAUUACAAGCGGCGGAAGCAGGAAGCCGUCAUGGGGAAGACCCUGUCUCUUUACAGCCAGCCUUUCUACACGGGCUAUUUUGGCUAUAAGAUGUGUGCCAGGGUCUACCUGAACGGGGACGGCAUGGGGAAGGGGACGCACUUGUCGCUGUUUUUUGUCAUUAUGCGCGGAGAGUACGAUGCUCUGCUUCCUUGGCCAUUCAAGCAGAAAGUGACACUCAUGCUCAUGGAUCAGGGGUCCUCUCGGCGUCACCUGGGAGAUGCGUUCAAGCCGGACCCCAACAGCAGCAGCUUCAAGAAGCCCACCGGGGAGAUGAAUAUUGCCUCUGGCUGCCCAGUGUUCGUGGCUCAAACUGUGCUAGAAAACGGGACAUAUAUUAAAGAUGAUACCAUUUUUAUUAAAGUCAUAGUGGAUACUUCGGAUCUGCCCGACCCCUGACCGGUCACUGGGGAGGUGGAUUGAGCAGAAGGCAUCUCCUCUGGGGGGUUUGAACCGGCUGUCUCCACCGAGGUCCUCGCGCUCAGAAAAGGACCUUGUGGAACGGAGGAAGCAGCAGAAGGUGGCCGCGGGCCGGCGGGAGGAGCCACGCGUGAGGACACACCUGACAUGUUUUCUAAUAGACUAGCAACACUCCACUCUGAAGAAUUAUUUAUCCUUUGACGUGAUAAAUACUGCUGUCAGAGAAGGUUUUCAUUUUCAUUUUUAAAGAUCUAGUUAAUUAAGGUGGAAAACAUAUAUGCUAAACAAAAGAACCAUGAUUUUUCUUCCUGAAACUUGAACACCAAAAAAAGAAAACACACGCACACACACGCACACACACGCACACCUGGGGAUAGCUGGACAUGUCAGCAUGUUAAGUAAAAGAAGAAUUUAUGAAAUAAUAAUGCAAUUCUGAUAUAUUCUAAAAUUCAAGAGUGCAAUCUUGUUUCAAAUAUAGUAUAUUGUCUAUUUUUAAGGCCUCAUCUGGUCUCUGUUUUAAUAAUUUGUUUGUCAGAAGACCCUGAAGUACACCUAGGUCUUUUUUGAAAGUCUAAAUUCAGAAUCAUUUUUUAAUUUAAAGUUCUGAGAUAAUUGUUAUUGCAAACAUUUUAUUUUAAAACGUUGAUAGACUGAUAUUUCUUGGAAGAAAAUGUAAAAUAUCAAACACUGGUUAUCACUUGUGAUAGGAAAGAAAAUAUUCAAUCUGCUGUUAUUUCUCGUUAGAAAUGUAAACCUUCGAUAUCUGUCGUAGUUAAUGACACUACUUCAAAAUUAUUAUGAAAGGGAAACUGCUCAUGGAUGCUGUGCAUCAUUUUCAGAUUUAUAAUUGUUUUCACCCUAAAAUAGGGCAUUCGUUGAACUUUGGAGUUCUAAACAAAAUCCUGUAGGCUCUUACAAUUCUGCCCCAUGUGUUCAGACACGCUCUCUAUUGCUGACAACUCUGACCUUCAGUGUCCAGUGCCCGGGGGUGGGCAGGUGGCUCGUGCUGGAGGAGGCCACAGCAGGUGUGUUUCUUCAUUCUGUCACAUUGCUGCAUUUUGUUCACGAUCUCCAAAGGCAACAUCUUUGCGUAGAGGUGGUGGCAUACUGUACAUGUGCCUUAGAUGUGACAUGCUGCUUCUCGACCCUGGCUUUGUGUUCACCGUAACUCUCGGAGGUGAUAGUUUAACCCGACUUUUCUCUCGACCACUAGAUCUCUGCCUCUUCCCGGGCCCCCAGACAGCCCCGUUCCUGCUGGGGAAGCCAGGCCCAUCUUCAGCUUCUAGAGCCUCCACUGCUCAAUUAUCACAGAUUCCAAAUCUCUGGGCCCCAAACGUGAGCCGCCCAGUCCCAGCACGGGCGCGGUCCCCCCCGCCCCAGGGCAGGACCUCUCUGUGUCCCCACCCGGGUCGUGGGAGUCCACCCCCCACGAAGCAGAACCCUCUGAGCAUUCCAGAGACCGCCGCUCUUGGGGGCUGCCCAGGCUCACCGACGGGGCCCUGGAACCACCCUUCUCUCGGGAAGGGAGGUCUCGGGACCGUCGCAGCCUGCGCCUGCCCAGACGGCACUUUCUCAACUCACUGUUUACCUUCUCUCAAUGGUCCAACUGUGAUUAGAAGCCGGAGCCCUGCCUCUCUGUGCCCCUCUGCUAUGCACCACGCUUCAUGGGUGCUCUUACCACUGAUGGGUGCUACACGUGACGGGUGCUUCUUAGGCAAAACCAAUGUGUGUGAACCACCGCAUCUGUGCCGCUCAUCCAAAAGACGCGCCCCACGAUUGGCCAGCUGGGCCGCGCACCUCAGACUGCCUGCCUCUGGGCUCCCUCGUGGUCACGCGGGGACGGUUGGGCUGGUGCCCGGUGGCCCGCCGUGUCUCUGGUGCUGCCAUCUGCCCUGGGCGUGCCUCUGCCCCAGUGCCUGCUGGAAGUGCCCUCCUAACCCUCGCUGUCCCCUUCCAGAAGUGACCUGCCACGCCCUUUAGCAGUUCGAUGCUCCUUCUAUUCAUCUUUAUUUUCUCCACCCUAACCCCCCCCCAGUUGCUUUGAGGGCGAGUCUGUGAUCUCUGUCCUGUCCAUAAGGAGUCAUGUGUCCCUGUUCCUAGAGGAAGGACUUCCUGCAGGUGCUGUGGGACCACUGUUCCCUGGAAGGUGUCCCCGACCUCCUCCAGACUUUGCCCUGGUUCUACCCUGGACACACCCAGGGGGGAGAGGACGCUUGGCAGUCCCUGCCUGGCCUCUGGUGGCUUUCCUGAGGCCUGGGGUUACCGGCAGGGACAUGCCUGCAGCUUCCUCCCCCUUCACUAGAAGUAUGGACAAUAUUAACAAAUUAGAGAUAAGCAACAUCUCGGUCUGAUAAAAAAAAAAUACUUUGCCUUUCCUGGUUGAAAUUCUUCUGGAGGUGGGCCACCUGGAGGCACUUCUGGAAGCAUCUGUCCCUUGGUGGGGGGACUUUCCCAGCAGCCCCUCCCAGACCCGCUCCUGGCGGGAGAUGACAGGCCCUUUUGGCCUCCUUCCCCAGGAGCCCGUAGGACAUGGCAUCAGGAGCUGGCACCGUCCCCGGGGAUGAGCACGUGCCCAGCGGAGGCUUCAUCCCGUGGCUUGAAGAUAGUUGGUGAGAACGCGGGGGUCAUAGGCCUUUCGGCCGCUCUUUGGUACACAUCUUCGCUCUUGUGCGCUUGGGACUUUCUGGAAAGUGGCCUCCUGAAGAACCUGAGGGGGUGGCGCUGCCCAAGGGACGCACCUGCCGCUGCUUCCGUCCUGGCUCCUUGGUGCCCUGGUUUGGUGCUCGCCGCCUGGGGCCGGCCUCCUGGCUUCACAGGGUCCCUGCCGCAGAUGCACGUGUCACACACACUGUGGUGGGUGCACUUUUCCUGUUUCCUAAAAGUGACAAAAUUCCCCACGGGACAGACGUGUCCCAGAUGCUCUAGGGAAACCGACACCGAGUCUUGAGCGUGAACGAAGCGUCCGCCCGCCCUGGACGUGGGGCCGCUCCCUGUCCCCGGCCGCGUGGGGAAGUCGGGGUUUCCAGCUCCCGGGGCCGUAGACAGCGCGGAGGAGACCGCAGGAGCUCGUGAGCUUGUCCUAAGUCCUGUCCCAGCAGGAGGCGGCUCUGCCUCGAGGCAUCGCCGUGCGGGAGGAGGCGGCACCAGGGGCCACCGCGCGGCGCGUCCCCGGAGCAGCAUCUGCGGGCGGCAGGUCAGCCCGGGAGGCUCGGCCAACACGCUCGUCCCUUCCCGCGAGGCUGCUCCUGGGCCUGGGUCCCCGAGGGCCACAGAGCCCGGGGAGGCCGGUCCUCCUGGUGGCCGCCUCGCGGGCCCAGUUCGGGGGCCUCCCCUGCGCCCCGACCCCAGGCGCGGCCACCAACGCCUGCGCUGUCCUCGGCGGGCGGGUCCUGUCCCGAGGGCCGCGGCCGGCGGAGGGGGGCCCGUGGGGCUCUUGUCCUCGGGGCCGGGGACAGGGUGGCGGCCCGGCCCCGCAGCUCCCCCCGGGCGCACAGCUCCCUGCUCCGCCCCGAGGGCCGCCCACCCUGUCGCCGGCCUGUCCGCCAGCCUGCGGGGUGGCUCAUGCCCGGGCCCCGGCCCUGGGCGGUCAGCAGAGCUGUGACACACGGGUCCCCUGCCACUGUCCGGACCUUCCUCAGACUGCGGAGGAGAGUCGGGGGGCUCCAGGCCGGGGAGCCGCUUGAGAGGUGAACGACGGGUCUGUCACCCAAAUCUGCUUCUCCGCCCAAGACCAUGGUCCUGUCCUCAGUUUGCAAAUCUCGACAGUUUUAUUUUCUCCAAAGUAGAAUAAAUACGUCCACUGGGGUCUAAGGCAGGUGAGGUCCGGGGGUGGCCCCCGAGUCCGAGGUGACCUGCCUGCCCGGGGGGCACGGCCGUCACCAGGGAGCCCGGGCAGCGGGGAGGGAGCCCAGUGCCAGGGCCCUGGUGGCGCCGAGCAGUGCUUGCCUUUCAUUUCUCCUGCUGCUGCUGUAUCUCGAGUCCCUUGCGAACUCUUGCGUUGAAAAAGAGGUUCAAGUCCAGGAUGGCUGUACCACUCCUGCAAUUAGUGGUGAUCGGUUUUUAUGACUCAGUCCCCUAGUAGACAAGUAAGAUAACCUUCAACAGCAAACUAAAUGAGUUAAUUGGUAAACACAAAAGCCGGCAUUAUUUCCAAGGAUUUCUACAAGAAUUACCUAUAGAAUAACAUCUGUGAUCAAGGAAGUGUGUGAAUCCAUGUAGACAAUUGUGUCAGGUUUUAGAAUCGCAUUCUUUCUCUGAUGGCACACCUCUUCGUUCAGUUCUAUUACCCAAAAACAAAGACCAAAGAAGGCCAAUCUCUCAUUUGACUCUGUAUUUUUAAUCUGUUUUAAAAAUUGCCGUCUGUAGUAACCGCUGGCUGUGAGGACCCAUCUUGACACUCCAAGUGAUUGUGACCAGUGAUUCACGUCCUGUGUUUUUCUGCUCUUCUAAGACAAAAAAAAAAAAAAAAAAAAAAAAGACAGUAUAAGUUAUUGCUCAGCAAUAAUCAUGUUGUUAAUGUGAGUUAACAACAUGUCUGAUUUUCUGAUAGCAUUAUUAUGUUUUAUAUUUUCGUUAAUUGUAUAUCGUGUGUGGUUUUAUUUGGUAUUUAUUUGUGUUUUGAGGUCUUGCGAUGUUUUUGUGUUUCUGAUGCUAAUAACUGAAGUUUGUAAGAGUGUAGAAUGCAAAACUUUGAAAUGCUAAACUGUCUGAUUAGAGGAAAAUAAAUCUGACUAAGGAG